CCGGCCCCGGCUUAAUCGCUUUUCCUGGCGGCUCGUCAGCGCCCCCCUCCCCUAAAGUCGGGCCCGGUGUCGGCUCACCCCGCUCCCUGACGCGGAGCUCCGGCGUCCGGGCCUCGCAGAAGCCGCCCGAGGUGGCUGCGCGGCCUUCUAGAGCCCUGGUCCAGCCCCCUGCUCACCGAAGCGUGAUCCUCUUUUCUGUCCCAAAGAAUUCGGCCCAACAGCCUCCCGCGCCCUCUACUGGCGUUUCUGUUUGGGGGUCUCUGACUCCCUGGGCGGAGAUCCCGCUCGGGUCUCCGGUCAGCAUCAGCCACUGGAACACCGAGUAUUUAUUUUACUGUUAAUCCGCAUCUUGCCAUCUCUGUCCCUUCUCCUCUCCAUCGGCUCCGCUUUAGGGGCAACGUCAUGGUUCCUGUAAGCGCGCUUUUAGCUCCUAAGGUUCUUGCUUUUCCAAAUCAAGAAGACAGUGCUCGAAACCAGGGGACAUCAGCCAUGCACCAAACAACUUGGCCUCAGAGCUUGACCGGGGCCACGUUGUUUCAGGAGCCAGUGACCUUUGAAGACGUGGCCGUGUACUUCACCCAGAAUCAGUGGGCCAGCCUGGACCCCAUGCAGAGGGCCCUGUACCGCGAGGUGAUGCUGGAGAAUUAUACGAACAUGGCUUCCCUGGCAUUUCCAUUCCCCAAACCUGUUCUGGUCUCCCACCUGGAGAGAGGGGAAGCGCCAUGGGGCCCAGAUCCCUGGGAAGCAGAGGUUUUGAGAGGCAUCUGUCCAGGUGGCGAGUCCCGGAUCAAGAACGAAGAGCCGGCUGGAAAGCGGGAAGCCUCUGAAGAGGCAGAGUGGCACAGAAUGCCAGGAGGAGGGCUUCUCAGAAACGUUUCCCAGCACUUUGACUUUAAAAGCAAGGCGACAUGGCAGACUUUCAGCCUGAAUCCGAAUCUGAUACUUCGGGGGGGAAUGAAGUUCUAUGAGUGUAAAGAAUGUGGGAAAAUCUUCAGGUACAACUCAAAGCUGAUUCGGCACCAGAUGAGUCACACCGGGGAGAAGCCCUUCAAAUGUAAGGAAUGCGGCAAAGCCUUCAAGUCCAGCUAUGACUGUAUUGUCCAUGAGAAAAACCACAUCGGAGAGGGGCCCUACGAAUGCAAGGAGUGCGGCAAAGGUUUGAGUUCCAACACGGCCUUGACACAGCAUCAGAGGAUCCACACCGGAGAGAAGCCGUACGAGUGCAAGGAGUGUGGAAAGGCCUUCCGCAGGAGCGCAGCGUAUCUCCAGCAUCAGAGAUUGCACACUGGGGAGAAACUCUAUAAAUGCAAAGAGUGUUGGAAAGCUUUCGGCUGUAGGUCACUCUUUAUCGUCCACCAGAGGAUUCACACAGGGGAGAAGCCCUACCAGUGUAAGGAGUGUGGCAAGGCCUUCACUCAGAAGAUAGCUUCCAUCCAGCAUCAGAGGGUCCACACCGGAGAGAAGCCCUAUGAAUGCAAGGUGUGUGGGAAAGCGUUCAAAUGGUAUGGCAGUUUUGUUCAGCACCAGAAAUUGCACCCCGUGGAGAAGAAGGCCGUCAAGGUUCUUGGGCCAUCCCUGAGGAGUCCCCAGUGCCCCCCUUCAGCCUUAUCUGCUGUUCCUCUCCAGGGCCCAUGUUCUGCUCCAGCCGUGGCCAUGCCUUCACUGACCUUUCCACAUGCUGUGCUCGUCCCUACCUCUGGGCCUUUGUUCAUGCUACUGCCCGCAUCCGGAAUGCCUUCCUCACCUGUCCAAAUAGUGCGUGUCUUCCAAGGCCUUCCUCCCCCUGUGAAGCCUUCCCCAGUUAUUCUGACCCCUUCCCCACACCCCUCGUGAGCUUUAUCUCGGCACCCUUGAGGCUCUUAGGCCCAGCACAUCUUCAGCCUCGCUUGUUUUGUUUGUAUUUUUUUUCUCUGUUUACAUGCAUUACAGUUGUUUCGGCAUAAACUCCAUUGUAAUCUAUAUAUAUUGAAAGACUAUGUUUGUAGAUCUUUCCUCGGGUAGAAAGUGUAACCACUUGGCUUUUGCACUGGUCUCUUUCAGGCUUUCACAGUAAUGGCUGGAUCUGCACUGUGAGGGUGCUGAUGUUGGAAGUGCUGGUAGGACACUUUGUUGCAUUAGUGUCUGGGAGAGAGCCCCUCCCCCGCACCCCCCGCCCCUGGCUAGGUCAUUGUGAUUGGAGCCAGGCAGCUCCGGGGAAGCCAGGAGGCUGCCAGGAACUUGGGGCAGGCUGGGAAGAGCGCUGGGAUCUGCUUCCAGCAGCGGACUCGGGAAUUAAUGCAGAUUGCUCAGAGGGCUAAGGUGGUCCAUUAACAGAAUUGAGAUUAUGUUGCCCUCCGCGCGGGUCAUUGAGCGUCUCCUGUGUCUGUGCAAAAGGUCAUGUGUAAUAACCAGUGGAAAACAACGGUGUGUGUGCAGUAAUAGCGAUCAUUUAUGUGACUGAGAGCAAUCAUGUCUUUAAACACGAAACAGUUUUUUUUUUUUUUCCCUGUAGUUUUGCUCUGGAGAUCUAGAUGUUUCUUUUUAACUUUUCCUAAGUAAAUAUACACCAAGGUAUUCGUCUUC
This is a messenger RNA of Neofelis nebulosa (Clouded leopard), 2562 nucleotides long. It is a transcript of the gene ZNF621, whose product is annotated as zinc finger protein 621. Gene Ontology annotation, cellular component: nucleus. The coding region runs from base 403 to 1833 and encodes 476 amino acids. Gene Ontology annotation, molecular function: DNA-binding transcription factor activity, RNA polymerase II-specific; RNA polymerase II cis-regulatory region sequence-specific DNA binding. Gene Ontology annotation, biological process: central nervous system development; regulation of transcription by RNA polymerase II. The record is from RefSeq and is a predicted model, not a curated record. NCBI's taxonomy places the organism in Eukaryota, Metazoa, Chordata, Mammalia, Carnivora, Felidae. The transcript is spliced from 5 exons.